AGUUAGCAGUGCACGGAAGAAUCGAAUGACAUCAUCAGUGCAUUGAAUGGAGAAGGAGUCAUCCAUGGGGAUGUGGGGGGAGGCCGGAGAUGGUGGUGGAGGCGGCUUGGGGAGUGGGAGUAUGGUGCCUGGUCCGAUCGCCGGAAAGAACGCGGGGAGCAUCGCCGAGAGGAGGGCGGCGAGGUCCGGGUUCAUCCCCACUCCGAGGCUGAACACCGCCCGGUUCCGUAGCGUCAGCCCUCUGUCAUCGCCGGGCGUCCGAUCGCCGUUUCUCACCAUACCACCUGGUCUCAGCCCCACCGCGCUGCUCGACUCUCCAGUGAUACUCCAAAAUUGUCAGGCACAGCCAUCCCCAACUACUAGAACUUUUCAACUACCUUCUUUGGGUCAUGAAAUUCGGGCACUAUAUGCUAUAAAUGCAUGUACAGAUAAAAUCAACUGUGAGGAUAUUGAUUCGUCAUUCAUGUUUAAGACUCAAACUGACAAUGUUUCUGUUCCAUGUCUGCAAAGUGCUCAACAGGUUUCUUCAUCUAAUCUGGGUGAGGAUUUAAGGGCUGCUGAUAUUUACCACCAAGAUCACUCUCUGGUCCAGAUGCAAAUGGAUUUUGAGGAUCAAGCCUGCAUCACAAAACAAGAGAAGGGAUACGCCAGUGAUUUGCAGAGAGAUGUAAAAUUUUCUGAAGAUAAUAUGGUGGAAACAAAGUGUAGUUCUGUUCAGACAUGCUAUCAUCCUCCAUUAAGUAAUCCAGCACAUCAUCUUGAAGAUUUGUCGAAUGGAGAGGAUAGACAGUCAGGGCAGAUUUUGGAAGAAGACCAGUCCUUUUCCAGCUCGGGUGUAGGAAGACCAUCAGAAGAUGGAUAUAACUGGAGAAAAUAUGGGCAGAAACAUGUCAAAGGUAGUGAGUAUCCUCGGAGCUACUACAAAUGCACUCAUCAAAGUUGUCAAGUAAAGAAAAAGGUAGAGCAUUCACUGGAUGGCCAAACUACAGAAAUUAUUUACAAGGGUACUCAUAAUCAUCCAAAGCCACAACCAUCUCGCCGAUCUGCAUUUGGGUCAUCAUUUUUAAUGAGUGAGAUCUCAGAUUCUGCUGCUGGCUUUGGGUCUAUUACAGAUGUUGAAGGGGGAUCAAUUUGGAGAAAUUCUCAGAGAGGAUCUAAAGAUAAAAAUUGUGUAGAUUUGAGGGCUGACAGUUUAGAGUUGACAUCAUCAACAUCUGUUGUUACUGAGCUUUCAGAUCCUCUCUCGACUGCACAAGGAAAAUGCUCAAAUAUCCUGACAGAUAUUCCUGAGCUUUCAUCAACUUUAGCUAGUGAAGGUGAUGAUGAAGAUGGUGCUACCCAGGGGAGCAUGCCAUUUGAGGAUGAUGAUGAAGGUGAUGAGACUGAAUCAAAGAGAAGGAAGAAAGAAAGCUGUGUGAUUGAUAGUAAUCCAGCUUCUCGUGCUGUGCGUGAACCAAGAGUGGUUGUUCAGACAGUCAGUGAAGUGGACAUCCUAGUUGAUGGAUACCGCUGGCGAAAGUACGGGCAGAAGGUAGUUAAAGGAAAUCCAAAUCCUAGGAGCUACUACAAGUGCACACAUCCUGGAUGUUCUGUAAGGAAGCAUGUGGAAAGAGCCUCUCAUGAUUUGAAGUCAGUGAUUACGACUUAUGAAGGAAAACACAAUCAUGAAGUGCCUGUGGCAAGGAACAAUAAUCGCAUGAAUUCAGGUAGUAACAUGCAGCCUGCCUCUAAUGCUCAAACUUCCAUGACAUUACCAGGAUCUAGCAGUGCCUCCGGACCUCAAACACAUGUCCAAGAUCUGGCUCCUUGUUUUGACAAAAAAAUGGAAUUUGGCAGCGGAAACUUCACAGCCAGUUAUGCUGGGUGCUUUACUGGCAAUUCCAAAAUUGGGGCCUCUCCCUGUUAUGAAAUGCAGAUGCCUCUUUUGCAGUCUAUGUCUUUCAGCACGUUUGGAUUGAACAAUAGUUAUGCAGCUGCUCAUCAAGCAAUUCCUGUUUCAAAUAUUAUCCAAGACUUUUCCAUUUCAUUCCCUACAAGCCAUGUCGGGCAUUCAAACCUCUUGUUGGCCGGCUAUGAUGUUAACAAUCAUGGAAGACCUUCCAGCAUUGAACUCCAGCCCUUAAUCAUGCAUCAGUGCAUAGAGAGUGAUAUGAAGCACUUUAGGCAACCUAAGCCUGAGCAGGAUAAUUGAGCUUAUGAUUCUGCAAUUAAUAGUCUCUCUGAUGCUCAACCUUGGGAAAACACCUAUUCUAAUGGGCUUUAAUUUGCUACUCUCAGGCCAUGAUUCUUUAAGUAUGGACUCUGUGGGCUUGUUUUUCUGACCAGAAAUGCUAUCUUUUAUGUUCUCUUGUUUUUUUUUUUAGAAAAAAAGAAAAUUGUGAUGAGAAAAGCUUCCUGUUGUCACAUGUUUUAAUGCAAUCUGUAAGCUUUACCAGUAUAUUGUUCGAUUUUGAAGAGUUCCCAUUUAAAAUUUUUAUCUCA
Molecule: messenger RNA, 2481 nt
Organism: Phoenix dactylifera (date palm)
Lineage: Eukaryota; Viridiplantae; Streptophyta; Magnoliopsida; Arecales; Arecaceae
Product: WRKY transcription factor SUSIBA2-like
Biological process (GO): regulation of DNA-templated transcription
Molecular function (GO): sequence-specific DNA binding; DNA-binding transcription factor activity
Source: RefSeq, a predicted model, not a curated record